CGCGAUGGCGUCCGGACCCGAGUAUCUCCAGUCCGCCUCGGCACUCAUCAAAUCGCUCAGAGCGAGCAACGAUCCCCCCGUCUCCCCCGGCCCAUCCAAGGCUCAAAUAGCUCUCGAAGCCUGGAACGCAAAGACUUUUGAUAUCCCCCGGAAAGCAGAGAUACUGAGAGACUGGAUCCUUGAGACUUGGUCCAAGGCUAGAGCCAAUAACAACAAUAAUGCCAUCCUGAAGACAGAGUAUCACAGUCUCUUACUCAGAGUAGGAAAGACUCAUGAUCUCGCAUCCCCUGCCCCCCUCCAAAUACUGUCGACAUUCUUUUCCUCCCUGCAACAGAACGAAAACACAGUAUCGCUUCUAAGGUCGGCUGCGAAGAGCUUUGCAGCCAUUUUCGACCCCCAAGAGAUCACCUACAAAACGGAGAGUUGGGUAGAUGCGUGGACUAGUCUGGUCCAAUUCUUGUCUCUGCCGUCCUUUUCUGCCCAGCAAAAUGCGCCUAUCAGUACCAUUGCUGGCCUGAUCGCUUCUGGUAUUGAAAGAAGCCAAUAUUCAAACACCAGCGCGAAAAAGAAUGCUCAAGCAGCCAAUGCUAUUUUCCCGGUGUACUGCCAGGCUUUCUUGGCGCAUGCCUACCUCAGAAAUCAACUCAAUGAUACCCUGUCAUCAAUCAUUUUCAAUACUGCAGUCCUUCAGGCAUCAGAGCCUCUUGGUGGGCUGUUCUCGGCGGCAGAGCCCAAAUUGAACGAAGCUGCUGUAGCCCACGGCUGCCUCUUGGCAUUGCCUACCAUCUUCAAAAGCCUGACCUCCACUUACCAUCAAGAUUCUUCGACCUUGUUUGCUCAACCGUCUAGCAGCAAACUGCCUCAUGACGUUUUUGUCGCUUCCAAAGAACGGGACUCUGUUCGUCAAUCCCUGGAUCGAGUCCUCGUCUUUCUCGAGACACUCGAGACACGAUUGCAGAAUUUUCCCGCCAGCUCGGAAGUUGAAGAAGGCAUGGUGUGGCUCUGGGAGAGCAGAGCAGCGACUUGGAAGGCUCUCGCGGACUGGGGAGGUUACAUGGAAAGGGAAGAGCCUUGGGGCCGACUUGUGGAUGCCACGGCUAGACGUAUCGAGGCAGUGUUGUCGAAUUUCAAUACACAACCUACUGCUACGAACGAGAAUUUUUUGAGGGCUGCUAUCCAGACCUUGUCCAUCAUUGAGAAGGUGGAUCACGAUAGGACCAACAUAGGUCCCGAUCUAAUGCGAUGGGUCAUUGCCGCUCCCACAGCUCAGUCUGAUCACACCGUACCAUUGCUCUCCUCCAUCAUCCGAUAUCAUCAACUCACCCACACUCUUCCUUCACUCUUCGAGUUGCUCAACACGACAGUCGAAGGCUUCUUCGACCCCUCUAUUCCCGACCAGGCUGUCCCACACCUAUACAAGCUUGUCAUUUGUGGUCCUCUUGGCCAGCGAGCCAUCAGAGAAGAUUUUGUAUCUGCUUUGAAGACGACCAAUCCCGGCAAGAGGCGAAGUCCUCAGUGGACUGGUAUUUUUACUGCAUUGGCUUCCAGUCUGCAAGCCCUCACCGAGCCGUCAUGGGCCACUUCUUCUGGCCAACUCUCUGCCAGAUCUGCUGCUUUGACUGGUAUCAAAAGUCGAUGGAUCACCCGGUGUAUCGAGGCUGUCGUAGAUACUACCUAUGACGGCGAGAUAGAGGGCGACGUAGUCAGCGACUUUGCAACCUUCCUCGACAAGUGGGCUCAGGCACCGCUCAAUAUUUCCGGGCGAGCAAACGACGUCAAGACAGAAGCUGGGGGUGUCAACAGCGCUGCGCGGUUGAGGCUGACCAUCGCCGUCGAAAAGUUGUUGAACAGGAGCUGUACGACGGAGACGGGAGUCGAUGCUGCUCUCACAGCCAGAACUGCCAAUAGGGAGCUGCUUUUGGCGCUCACCAAAUUUUCUUUCCACCGAGCCGCUUUGAACUUGCAGCUCGAUCACAAGGUCCAUCAGACCUUCCCCUCCGAGCUCGACGCUAUUGUGGAGUUUUGCUCAGACGUUGAACAACCCGCCUUUGACCGCGUCCAACAUUCAUCGAAGAGUAACGCUCCUGGAAAUGUCGAUCUUUGGCAGAUCGUCGUGGACAAUGCUGCCAUCAUCGAUCUCGUCGCUACCCCCAAACAACUGAAACGCUUCGCCAUGACCGUCAUCCGUGCUGCUCAUCACAACUCUAGCAUCCUGUCCAACGCUGGAUUCUGGGAAUUGGACCAUAUACAAACAGGUGUAUGCGAAGGUCUCUCGGACUAUCUCAAAGAAAUCAGCGCUACACAACUCGUCGCAUUUCUUGAGAGAACGCCUCCGAAUUACCUCUCAAAGCAUGUGAGGACUGCCGCCGCGGACGCAUUGUGGAAGCAUGAAGAUUUGGAUCAAGGGGUGCAUUUCUUGAGUAUCAUGGCGGAAUACUUUGAUUACACCGGGCCUGUGUUGAGCGACGACACCAUUUUCUUGAGGCUUGUCAAGAUCGCCGAAAAACCCAAUGCUGACGGAGAAUACGCUCGUAAAAUUUGGUCAAAGAUCCUGCCACGUCUUUUGAAAGCUCCGCUACAGUACUCUGGCCAGUUUGACACGCUCUUUGUUCAUCAUCUGGACUACUUGAGGGCAGGGAAAAAGCCCCAGGAUAGGACGUUCCCGGGGAAGCUCGAGAUGAUUGCUAGAACUGCUCAACAAGCCAUGGCUGCUGGACCGUUGGAGAGCUUUCCAUCCACGACCAGAACCCAUUUCUUUGCGUUGUCCGAGAAACUUGUUGCCAUCAUUCCUUCCCUUUUCAACAAUACCGACGCGACUCUGAAUUUGAGCCAUCUUGUCCCCGUUUAUGUCGUCGCUCGGCAAUUCGCCCGUUGGUCUGGUGUGCCAGUCUCCGAGGAGAAGGCUGGUCUCAAGUUGGCCCCAGGUGUUGCAAGGCUCAGAGUACAAGAUGCGGGGAAGGCGACAAGGGGUGUGCUGGAAUUGCUGCUCGAUGAGGGCGAAGGGCUCGAUCAGGUUCUGGCAGUCACUGUCGUCUUCUAUACGGUCUUGCCUGGUGGGCAACUUGAUGAGAUUGUCCGAGAGACUUUCAAGGACCACAUAGACGAGGCUAUGGGUGCUUGCAUUCAUCUGUUACAGGCCAAUUCCGGUCGAGAAGAAGCGAUCAUAGGCGCCUUGCGGGCAAUGACCAAGGCGUGCAAUAAGCCCGAAUUGAUCCGGCAGGUUAUUCAGACUGGCAUAUCAUCAGCACCGAGCCCUGCUCGUGCCAUCAGCUUUGUCGAAUCCAUUGUCGAAGACAAGUUUUCACUUCUUCAAACAGACGAUGCUCUUCUCAUACUCUCCGCCCUUUACGAGAUCCUCUUCACUCCCAUCGGCAAUGAAACAUUCACCUCUAUCAUCAACAUUCUCACCAUCAUCGAUCGUCGAAGGCCCGAAUUGGUUUUCGCCACUCUGCCGCAGAUUGUUCAGACUGUAUGCUACAUCUUUCCCAGAUUCCAAGUCUCUCGCGCCGCGCUUCUUCAAGGCAGCGCCGAGAGACCCCUCUCCGCCGCCUCAUCGACUCUAUUCGCCCGUUACCUCGUCUCCCUGGCGCAAAGUAAACCAUCCCGCGCCGACAACCCACACGAGACAAGUCCCCUCGCCAAGCACGUCCCUGCCAUACUCGUGGCAUAUGUGCGGGCGUGUUCGGACCCGACGAAAGGGUACGAGGCCGCGGUGAGAAAGGAGCUGGAGAUAGGAUUGUUUGCGUUGUGCGACUUGACAACGAGUGGUGGUCGGGCUGGUGCUAGGGGAAGAGAAGGAGAAGGGCUGGGGACACCAUUUGGGCUUGGAGAAGGACCGGGUGGAGAGGGAGAAAGGGAGCUUUGGGCCGAGUUGUGGAAGGGAUGGAGUAGAGGGAGAUAUGCUGGUCAGGGGUAAGCGAAUCUUGUUUGGCAGAGUGCAAUACAGAAGCAGUAACGAAAACGGCCGUGCUAAGU
Cryptococcus amylolentus CBS 6039 is the source of this 3975-nucleotide messenger RNA. RefSeq lists its product as hypothetical. NCBI's taxonomy places the organism in Eukaryota, Fungi, Basidiomycota, Tremellomycetes, Tremellales, Cryptococcaceae. The coding region runs from base 5 to 3916 and encodes 1303 amino acids. The transcript is spliced from 9 exons. The record is from RefSeq and is a predicted model, not a curated record.